Messenger RNA from Lasiodiplodia theobromae, 798 nucleotides. Its product is annotated as Short chain dehydrogenase reductase. Lineage: Eukaryota; Fungi; Ascomycota; Dothideomycetes; Botryosphaeriales; Botryosphaeriaceae. The coding region runs from base 1 to 798 and encodes 265 amino acids. Gene Ontology annotation, molecular function: oxidoreductase activity. The transcript has 3 exons. The record is from RefSeq and is a predicted model, not a curated record.
AUGGAUGUCAACAACCUCUUCAGCGUCAAGGGCAAAGUCGUCCUCGUCACCGGCGGCGCCAAAGGCAUCGGCCGCAUGAUCUCCGAGGGUUUCGUCACCAACGGCGCCAAAGUCUACAUCUCCUCGCGCGACGCGAAGGCGUGCGACGCCGCCGUCGCCGAGCUGAACAAGGCGGGCCAGGCCAGCGGCGGCACUGCGCACGCCAUCCCGGCCGACUUCUACAAGGAGGAGGAGUGCAAGCGGCUCGCAGCCGAGCUGGGCCGGCGCGAGGAGAAACUGCACGUGCUGGUCAACAACUCGGGCUCCAACUGGGGCGCGCCCUACAACGAGUACCCGGAGUCGGCGUGGAUCCGUGUGCUCACGCUCAACCUGCACCGUGUCUUCACCAUCACCCAGCUAGUGACGCCGCUGAUGGAGAAGGCUGCCAGCGACGGCGAUCCGGCGAGGGUUAUCAAUAUUGGUUCGGUGGAUGGGCUGAGGGUGCCUGCGCUCGAGACGUUCGCGUAUUCGAGCAGCAAGGCCGGCUUGCACCAUCUGAGCCGUGUGCUCGCGAACCACCUCGGCAAGAGGAAUAUCACCUCCAACACUCUUGCCUGCGGUCCGUUCGAGUCGAAGAUGAUGGCGGCGACGCUGGAGAAGUAUAAGGAAGAGAUCGAACGGGGCAUUCCACUGCACCGCAUUGGCAGCCCUGAGGAUGUUGCGGGCGCCUGCCUUUUCUUGUCCAGCAAAGCUGGCAGUUAUGUCAACGGAGCGACCAUCACUUUGGACGGUGGUAGCGUGAUCAGUGCGAAGCUUUAA